AUGGCAUCACCCAGUGAUUUACUAGGAGCUCCAAUCAUCUCAUAUACCUCAUUGCGUGUUGAUAAUCUUCACCCUAAUGUUAAUGAGGCAAUGUUAUUCGACAAAUUUGCAAGUGUUGGGCCAAUUUCAUCAAUUCGAGUCUUUCGUGAUAUGAUUACACGACGAUCACUUGGCUAUGCUGAAGUCAAUUUUCAACUAGCAACUGAUGCUGAAUAUGCAUUCGAUACAAUGAAUUUUGAUUUUCUUCAUGGUCGUCCAUUACAUAUUAAGCGGUGUCAACGUGAUUCAGCAUUACGUAAAUUAGGUGUUACCAAAGUUUUUAUUGAAAAUUUAGAUGAAA
Molecule: messenger RNA, 340 nt
Organism: Rotaria sp. Silwood1
Lineage: Eukaryota; Metazoa; Rotifera; Eurotatoria; Philodinida; Philodinidae
Source: the annotation of a GenBank genome assembly